AGCAGUUCGGCGUCGGGCAGCUAAUGAAACAUUGGACCAAUGCCUUAGAAAAUCAUUUUCUCCGCCUCCUUCUAAUAAUAUGAAUGUUGUCCAUUGAUGUCAGUGGACGCUAUUCAUUAGAUUAACCGUAAAACACCGAUGUUAGCGUCAGACUGCUUAUUAUUUGCAGCGGCCACAUUUUCCGUUUUUGGCCGCGCUAGCUAACUAGCUAGCCUAGCUCCUGUUAGCCUGUUAGCACGCCUGUGAUGGCACAGCCGGGGAGCGACGGGAUAAAGAAAGCCUAAACUCUGCAUGGCGACGGACUGGCGGCAGUGGGAGUGAGCAGCCAUUCAGCCGAGGCCACCAGUAGCAACAUGGCGUCCCGUCAAAGGAAUUCGGUCCGCAUCUUGUCCAAUCGGGAGCGAGGCUCGCAGACCUUUGGCUCGCAGCGGCUCCUGCAGCUGCUGGUGGAGGAGAAAGUCCGCUGGAUGAAAUGGCAGAGUCAGAAGGUGGAGCUUCCGGACAGCCCUCGGUCAACGUUCCUGCUGGCAUUUAGCCCCGACAGGACCCUUAUGGCUUCCACACAUGUCAACCACAACAUUUACAUAACGGAGGUGAAGACUGGAAAGUGCCUGCACUCCCUAGUGGGCCACCGUAGAACCCCCUGGUGUGUGACCUUCCACCCCACAAUACCCGGCCUGGUGGCCUCUGGGUGCCUUGAUGGUGAAGUCCGCAUCUGGGACCUACAUGGUGGGAGUGAGAGUUGGUUCACAGAGAGCAAUGUUGCCAUUGCUUCCCUGGCCUUCCAUCCGACUGCUCAGCUCCUCCUGAUCGCCACUAACAACGAGCUCCACUUCUGGGACUGGAGCCAACCCGAGCCUUUUGCCGUGGUGAAGACGGGCAGUGACACGGAGAGAGUCCGGUUGGUCAGGUUUGACCCUCUGGGUCACAACCUGCUGACAGCGAUAGUGAACCCAUCCAAUCAGCAGAAUGAGGAGGACUCAGAGGUUCCUAUGGACAGUGUUGAGAUGCCUCACUUCCGUCAGCGCUCUUUCCUGCCCACCCAGCCGGUUCGCCGCACACCCAUCCUCCACAACUUCCUCCAUAUCUUGUCGUCUCGCUCCCCAGGGGCUCAGGUGGGAGGCGAGCAGCCACGCCCUCUUGGUGAAAAUGGAAGCAAUGUCGGAGAAUCUCCCAGCAUGCCCCUGGCCCAGUACCCCAGCUCUGAACGUGGGCCUCCUUUCCCUGGCUGCACGCAACACCUGGGCAUGGUUUGCCUGUGUAGUCGCUGCUCAGUAAAUCGCAACCCUUCCCUGGCCGUCAGUGGUUCCUCUGGGACCCCCUCUGAUCCCAGGGUGUCAUGUGACGCUCCCCAGCCUCCCCCUGCUUCCAGUUUCUCAUCGGCCCGUACGGAGCCUAGACAGCCCACAGAACGACCCUCAGCCUUUACCUCAGUCUACUACAGCGCCGGCACUUCUCUUAAUCCCACUGCACCAAGCGGCAUCGAGCUGCACUCCACCUCCAGACCAGGACCUGACUGGACUCGCAACCUGCUGAGCAUGAGGGAGGGGGGGGUCGGUCCAGGCAUGCUGCCUCCCAGAACCUCCUCCUCCUCCUCCAUCAGCCUUCUUUCAGUGCUCCGUCAGCAGGAUGGCUCCUCUCAGUCCCCUGUCUACACCUCUGCUACUGAAGGACGGGGUUUCCCCCAACAAGGAGAGUCUGGGACCCGAGAUGCUGCCAGUACAAGCAGCGGGCACCACCCAUUCUGGGACGGCUCUCGCAGCAACACAGCCUCCUUCCGCAAUGUCCUGCAGUGCAACCUGAGUCGCUACUUCAUGGAGUUUGACCGCAUGCAGGACCUGGAGCCGCCUUUAGGGGGUGGCAUGGUGGACGGAAGCCAGGACCAGAGCCAAGAGUUGCUGAAUAAUAACAUGGACCCAGACAGACCUGGGCCUUCCUCAUCUUCCUCCUCCUCCACCCCUACUAUCAUCCACUACCAGCCUCCUCUCCCUCCCCCUCCUUCCUCCCACAGCCUGGAGAACAAUGUUCCUCCCCCAGCCUCCCGAGGCCAUCUGAACCGCUGCCGGGCGUGCCACAACCUACUGACCUUCAAUCAUGACUCUCAGCGCUGGGAGCGCACCAGCCAGGCCUCCUCCACCUCUGCCUCCACUCUGGAGCCUUCCUCUUCCUCUUCCUCCUCCUCCUCCUUCCCUGCUUCUUCUUCCCCUUGGCAGCCUGAAGAGAGCAGGAGAACACUAGAAGCCCAACCCCAGGAGAGGAGGGCGCCUCCGGAUCCCAGCGAGCAGCCACCUCCCCCUGGAGGUGGAGGAGCCGCAACAGUGGCCUUCCCGAUAGCCCCGUCCUCUAGCCAGCCUGGAGAGCAGACGGUGGGCUUGGUGUACAACCAGGACACAGCGCAGUGGGAGAGGGUGUAUCGACAGGCUGCUGCCGGACGGUCGGCAGAGCCACCGGAGGCCUUAAGCCAAGAAAUGCCUGUUGACCCCCCAGAUGAGGACUCCCUCAGGAGGCGACUGUUGGAAUCAUCUCUUUUAUCGUUGUCCCGUUACGAUAUGUCAGGAUCAAGAGACCACCCCAUUUACCCUGAUCCAGCCAGGCUUUCUCCUGCUGCUUACUACGCCCAGAGAAUGAUCCAGUAUCUCUCCAGACGGGACAGCAUUCGCCAGCGCUCACUUCGUUACCAACAGAAUCGCCUGCGGGCCAUGUCAUCUUCAUCAGACAGCCCUGCCAGCAACCCGUCCAGCUCCAUGGACAACAGUGAUGUGGACUUUGAGGAGCUGGAUGAUAAUGGAGACAGGGCGAGGCACAGGACUCCACGCAAUGCUAGGAUGUCUGCACCCUCACUGGGCCGCUUUGUGCCACGGCGUUUCCUCCUCCCUGAGUACCUGCCCUAUGCUGGAAUCUUCCAUGAGAGAGGGCAGCCCGGCCUGGCCACACACUCCUCUGUCAACAGAGUACUCGCUGGGGCAUCAAUUGGGGACGGUCAGUCUGCCGUCGCAAGCAACAUCGCAAACACCACCUACCGUCUGCAGUGGUGGGACUUCACCAAAUUUGACCUGCCUGAGAUCAGCAAUGCCUCAGUCAAUGUUCUGGUGCCAAACUGUAAGAUCUACAACGACGCAAGCUGCGACAUCUCUGCAGACGGCCAGCUGCUGGCUGUCUUCAUUCCCAGCAGUCAGCGGGGUUUUCCAGACGAGGGCAUCCUGGCCAUCUAUUCUCUGGCUCCACACAACCUGGGAGAGAUGCUGUACACCAAGAGAUUCGGUCCUAAUGCCAUCUCUGUCAGCCUGUCUCCCAUGGGCUGCUACGUGAUGGUGGGCCUGGCCUCUCGCAGGAUCCUGCUGCAUCCCACAACCGACCAUAUGGUGGCGCAAGUCUUCCGCCUGCAACAGCCACACGGAGGAGAGACUUCUAUCAGGAUGGUGUUCAAUGUGGUUUACCCCAUGGCUCCAGACCAGAGGCGCCAUGUCAGUAUCAACUCGGCUCGCUGGCUUCCGGACCCUGGGAUGGGUCUGGCUUAUGGAACCAACAAGGGAGACCUGGUCAUCUGCCGGCCCGUGUUCUAUCGCAGUGAUGGUGAGAGCACCGGAGAGUCGGGCAGUGAACCUUUAUUCUCUGUCAACAACAGUGGAACCAGCCGGACCCGUGGUUCUGACAGACCUGGGCCAAAUCGCUCUGGCUGGAGACUGGACAGAGACAUGGGAUUGAUAAACGCGAUUGGUCUUCAACCCCGACAUCCCGCCCCUUCAGUGACAUCACAAGGAACUCAGACGCCAAUCAUCCAGCUUCAGAAUGCCGAGACACAAACAGAGAGGGACCUAUCAGAGCCCAGCGCCUCCCAGCCUCCUCUGAAUGUCCCUCCCGAGACUCCAUCCACAAGUGGAGCAGCUCAUGGGCAGCUGGAGGUGUCUCAGAGUGGCAGAGCUCAGGACAGUGUCCAGGGUGAAGCUUCAGCAGAGGCCAACACGUCCACAGCUACUGGAGAGUCUCCAGAGUUCGGUACAGGUGAAGACGCUCUGGCACGAAUUCGCCGGCUGAUCGCAGAGGGCGGUAUGACAGCUGUAGUCCAGCGGGAGCAGAGCACCACCAUGGCCUCCAUGGGCGGCUUCGGGAACAACAUCAUCGUCAGCCAUCGCAUCCACCGCGGCUCCCAGACGGGCACCGGGGCCUCCAGGCCUGCAGCUGACCCCACCAUGACGGCCCCUUCCUCCUCCUCAGGUCCCCUCCUCAUCACCCAGACACAGCCGUACCCCCCUCCCCAGGCUUCUAACCCAUCUGAACAGCUGGCUCCCGCGUGGAGCCCCCAGCCCUCUCUGGCCGUGGACAUGGACGACGUGUUCGAUGGAGGACGAAUGGACGACGACUCCUUGCCAGGUCCCUCCUCUUCCUCUUUGCUGCUGUCUUCCCCCUCCUCCUCCUCCUCCUCUUCUCACAGCCCCCUCCCCGACGGCAGUGGCGGCGGCGGCGGCCCCAACAGUUACCCUGGCGACCCGUACAGCAGGUAGUUCUCCCAUUGGCCAAUAGAAGCAGAGCGUUGGCAGACGGGUUUCGUAAAGGGCGCUCCUCAAAGCCUUAUCUCACAAAGAAAUGGGUGCUGCUUCGACUCUGCACAGGGUCUCCCGCCUGGAAAAGAAGGGACACAAGAACCACACCUCACCCCGAAACCUAGAGUGGCAUUGGCGUGCACAUCCUCUGCACUUAAAAACUGGACUGAAGCUGAACCGUGAUCAUUCCUCGUCAGAAAGGGCAUCUACUUGAACGGAGGCCAGUUAGCGCUGAGCUCCUCUCCGCUCAUUUCUCUUUAAGUAUCAGCAUGAUGGAAGAUCAGAGUGCUGGGUCGGGGGUCGGGGGUCAGGGGUGGGGGGUAUCUCUUUCUCACACACAUUUACUCCAGCGUGCUGCAUUCGGUGCCAUGUGAUGUUGAAUUUGAUGUGAAAUAGUGCGUGAUUGAAGUGUUCAAAAGUGAAUUCAGCACUACUUUAUUUUGAAGCCUGUUUUUGUACCGUGUGUAAUUAUGAUGUUUGAAAAGAAGUUAUCAUGUUGAGGCCGCGUGGGCCCCGGGCCGGACUCCUUAUAUGGCAGCCUGCGGCUCAUGGGGGAUGUUACUGUGUCCCACCAUGUGGAGAAUCAAUCAUAGAUGACUGAAUGGACAACUGGGACUGGACGAACUGAAUCUACUGCAUGUCUUUUCAAUAAUGCUGCAGUUCAUCAAACAGAUGCAUUGAUUUGUUUUCAAAAGGCUGAAGAGGAGAAGAACCAUUUCCUGUUGGGGGCGGACGAGGGGGGGGUCAUCAUGACCUGCUCAAACUCCCCUCACCCCUCUAAAACAUCCACCAACCCAGUUGCACUAUGGUGUGUUUGGUGCCAAGAGAGGCCUGUGUGUGUGUGUGUGUGUGUGUGUGUGUCUGUUUGGAGCUGGCAGUAAAGAAAUACAGGAUAUGAUGUCAUCAGUCUCCAAAACCAGCGUGUUUUUUUUGUUGUUUUUUUUUUUUUCAGAAAUUUAGUUUGUCUUAAAACAAAACUAAAUAUUUUAGCUAGAGUGCUGCUACACACUCUGCUACACACUCUGCUACACACUGCAGUUUUCUCCAGCAGCCGCUGGUUUCCAAUCUUUUCUUUACAGUAUGAGAACAGACUUGAAACUUGCUUUAGUUGAAUGAGGUGUUACAGUGAACAUGUCCUGAGUUUAUUAAACGUCUUUUUAAUUCAUGUCAGCAUCAUCAGCGUUAUUGUUACCAUGACUACAUGAAUCCCAUGAGAUGAUGGAAGUUUGACGAACACUGACUUGACAUGUAGGAUGAGGCUCUAACCCACAGUGUGUUAGUGUGUGUGUUAGUUUGUGUGUUGACCUGAUGAUCACCAGGUUCAUACAUAGCUGGCCUUGGAGACUGCAAGACUCGUAUCUGCUGACGAUGCCAGGUCCAAACAGAGCUUCAUGUUCUGAGUGUGGUCCUGUCAGAACGUGUGUGUGUGUGUGUUGCAGCUGUGUGAGGAGUGUGUGUGAGUGUGUAGUAUUGUGUUUUAGUGGGGAAAGGCCAGAGACACGUCAUCUGAUCACUCUUUUCCACGACGGGAACUUAACCCCCGUUUACCUGGAGCUUCACAGAAGCUGAACCUGUAGAAACCUGUGAACCGGUUCUCGGUUCUGCUGCUGUGUUUUCCAAGCAAGAAUAUGUGGGAUAUUUGUGACGAGCAUCAUCGUUUUGUUCAGGUUUGUUAGUGAGUGAUGAUUUCUGCACAUCAGUGUGUGAACGUUGACAAGCCCCACCCACAGCAGCGGGAGUCCGGCUGAAGUGAGUCACUGUGACACUGACUCCAGAUCAGCUCUCCAGAGCCAGCCGAGUCCCUCAGGACAGGUUCUGCUGCUCAGCUCUGUCCUGAGUUAGUCCAGUCACGUCACAUUUUCAUCCCACAAACAUUUGCUCUUCUUUUGAAGCCUGAAACAGACAAAGUCAAGUUUCCUGUUUCCUGUCUUUAUUUUAGUGUUUUACUAUCACACUACCAGACCAGACACUGUAAAACGUGUGACUCCCCAUGCACUGUUUAUAGUUUCUGAUCACUCUGAUCAGUAUAUUUAUAGAACCGGAGUCACGGUGUUGCUUCCAGACCUAAACGCACUCUCUUCUUAGGGAUUUCUUUCCCCCCGUGGAGCUGAAAACCUUGUUCCUGUGUUUUCAGGCAGAUCAGCUCCACAACAGCAGCUGCUACGAGAGACUGAAACCUUCCAUUUUACCAGUUCAGCUAAGGUCACUUUGUGAAAGACAACUACAGACGCCUCUCUGACGUCUCUGCUGUGCAGCCCAAAAACACCUUGGGCUCAUGGGAAAUGGUGUCUGAUAAAGGCCACUAAACACACAAAGACUACACAACAACAUUGUGUUUCAGAAAACUACCGUCAUCUUUUCGAAAUAUGUGAAGAAAGGCUCUGUUCCAGUUUUUAGUUUCAAAGGAGGUUUUCCUGCCUCUGGGACAGAACCUGGGCUUUCUGCUUUCAGGUCUCUGUCACUUGCGUUAGAAAUGAGACGUCAGGUCUCAGAGCUGAAGUGUGGAGUGAUGGUGAAGAGACUGUGUGUUUGAGGGCCGCCAUGCUGCUGCCUGGAAACAGUUUUCAGCUCCUGGAGAUGAUGAAUUAAUUCAGCUUUAACCCCCCCCCCACACUGAACAAAUCUACACUGCAGUGUGUCCUGUGUUACUGACUGUACUGCUGGUCCAGGUCCAGCUGCUGCAGGUUUUCCCCCAUAAAGUACCUGCACUGGACUCCUGAGGAGGAUCCAGGUUGUUAAGUUCCUGUAAUGGAAAAGACCUGUCAAACUAAACCCCACCUAUACCACCCUUUUCCCCUGACCCCACCCGCCUCCCCUCUCCCUUCCAGCUCCUGCAGAAGAAACUUGAAUUUUUUUGAUCAAGCGCUACUUUUCCUUUUACUUUUUUUUAUUGUUAUUCCACAUGUGCUUAGCCAUCCACACACAAAGCUGCAUAGAGGUUCAUGUACUGAUAGUAUUUAAGUUGUGUAUGUGUGCUUUGGGGUUUAGGGGUGGGGAGGGGUGGUAACGGACCUAUGAAAAUGAAGAUUACGAGAGGGGAGAGCCCUGAUUGGAGCUUUGCAGAGACACUGUGUGAUUCGAGACAGAGCUGUUUACGUUUUCUUUUUAUUUAACCUUUAUUUCCUGCAGGUUAGUCCGGGUGAGAUCAGGGGUCUCGUUUCCAGGGCUACCUGUCGAGGACAGCAGCUGCAUGUAAGACAGAGAAACACAAACACAGCAGGUGACAAAGAACUAACUGGUCUGAAUGCUCCUCCUGGCUUUACUUGAUCAAUGAACAUUUUAAAAACAAGUUGUUUGGGUGAUUUUGUGUCUGUGUAUGUGCGUGUGUGUGUGUGGGGGGUCACUGUUUUUCCAACAAGGCAGCAGGUAACAGGUAUGGCUGUGUCACCUGAGCCCUGCUCUGUGGGACUGAGCGCGUGCAGCACACCUGAUGUGAUUAAAGAGCUUUGACAGUUUCUCUGUGACCUGAUGGAGCUCAAAUUAUUCAGUGUGGAAACAUCAGCUGGUGAAAUAUUCGUAUGGACUCUCUCCUCAGAUCUUUUAUCUCCUGUUAAUCUCAGCGUUUCUUAGUGAACAGUGAUGUAAAAACACACUCAGGUAGUCGUUUAGAUUAAAAGCUAAUAAAUAAUUUAUCGGGCAAAUCCGGAGUUUUAGUUCUUUGAUUGUUCACUUAUUUAAUUCGAAAAGGAUUUGAUGAGGAAUUAAAACUCACUCAUUCACUCCCCUAACCCUAAU
This is a messenger RNA of Toxotes jaculatrix (banded archerfish), 8276 nucleotides long. RefSeq names its product autophagy/beclin-1 regulator 1b (gene ambra1b). Gene Ontology annotation, biological process: autophagy. Gene Ontology annotation, cellular component: intracellular membrane-bounded organelle. Bases 354 to 4502 code for a protein of 1382 amino acids. The record is from RefSeq and is a predicted model, not a curated record. The transcript has 19 exons. Lineage: Eukaryota; Metazoa; Chordata; Actinopteri; Toxotidae. Gene Ontology annotation, molecular function: protein binding.